Molecule: messenger RNA, 791 nt
Organism: Soboliphyme baturini
Lineage: Eukaryota; Metazoa; Nematoda; Enoplea; Dioctophymatida; Soboliphymatidae
Source: the annotation of a GenBank genome assembly
UGCAGGAAUAUUCCAUUCCUGUACCCUUACGGCACAACGCUCACGGUUAGCAAACCGGCAGUGGCCAUUUUGUCGACCGGAACCGCGUGUUACCCGAUAUGCAGGCCAAUCUGCGCACUGCGUCACGUCUCGGAUAGCGGUGGCAAACUUGUAGUCGUCGGUUCGACCAUGUUGAUGCACGAUCAGUAUUUCGAUAAGGAAGAAAAUGCAGCCAUCGUGAUAACCGACUAUAGCUGCAUACCCAACACCCUUUCGCUGGCGAGCCGAAUAAAAGGAAGUGUUCAGGAGGGAGAAAACGACUUCACCGCUCAUGACUUAGCGAAACUGCCUGAUCGGUGCCUUUAUAAUAUGACAUUGUCGCACUUUGCGGCAUUAAGGGCAUACGAAGAGCUGAAAGUGAAACAUGAACCGCUGGGCUUGAUCCCUCCAAAAUUUUUUACGCCUCUACCACCGCUACACAUUUCUAUAUAUCCUGCUAUAUUUCGUUGUCCACCACCACCAGAAUUGGAGCUUUUCGACCUGGACGAAGUGCUUUCUUUCGAAGAUGUGCGAAUGGCACAAAUAACAAAUCAAUGUCCGCAGUUAUGCGUUAUUUCUUGCCGUAUAUCUUUCGCUUUAGACGGAGAAGAUGACAUCGACGCUUAUGUCUCCGCAUGUGCCGACAUUCUCGGCAUCCACGACCGGCUGCCGAAGGAUCAACAGUCAGCUAAGCACGUGCUACAGUUUCUUCUAGACCAGCUUGUAGAAUUCAAGAAGCUUAACCAUGUCGAUGACUUCACCGUUUCCUAACC